AUGCAAAAUGUAACUAAAUGCAGAAACCUUCAGUUACGUCUUCCUUUCUUAGGACCCCGCCUCUAGAGCAAGUGUGGCUGAGAACUUUUCAGUUGCAAAAAACUGAUUUAAUUUCCUGUGCUUCUUCUUAUUUAGUUUGCUCUUACUUGGUGACAAGAUGACAAGACUGUCUGAGCCACAACGGAGUUGCACAGAGGGCACAAGACAUCCUGUUUGCAAAAUGUUUGUCACACGUGCAGCUGCCUCAAGUUCCUAAUUACUCUUGAUGUCUGGGUGUUUAUAACAGAAAUACAUUCCGCUGAUGAGCAAACAAUCCACUACAAGAGGAGAAGCAAAAAAACAAUGCUAAAGUAAAGGUAAAUGCUUAAAUAUAAAAUGUGUAUUUUUCCAAACCAGGUUAAAAGGAUCAUAAACCCAAACCACAAUGGAUUUGUACACGUUACCAAAUGAAUCCCACCCAGACAAUGUGACAUUAGAUAUGCUUCAAAACAAACUCAUCUUGGUAGCUUUACCAGUUGUGUAUUCAUUCGUGACUUUAAUAAGCAUUCCUGGAAAUGCUAUUUCACUUUGGAUUUUGAUAUUUCACUCUAAACCCAUCACAUCUUCAAUAAUUCUCAUGAUUAACUUGAGCAUUACAGACCUUGCACUUGCUGUAGUUCUUCCCUUUCAAAUAUACUACCAUGCCAAAGGGAACAACUGGAUAUUCGGGAAAGAGCUUUGCAAUGUGGUGACUAUUAUGUUUUAUGUUAAUAUGUAUGGUACAAUAUUAACAAUCAUGUUGAUCAGCUUGGAGCGAUACUUAGGCAUUAUCCACCCAAUGAAAUCAAGUACGUGGAGAAGAAAAAGGUACGCGAUUGGAGCGAUUCUUCUAAUUUAUCUGCUGUUGUUCAUUGUAUUGAUCCCUAUGGAGUCGACAGACCUAACAUAUGAAGUCAAGCAUCUAAACAUCACAACAUGUUUUGAUGUACUGAAAUGGAACAUGUUGCCAAAUAUUAUAUCCUGGGCAAUUUUCAUCAUUUCACUUUUCUUUCUUUUGUUUUUAAUUCCGUCUAUAAUUACUGUGGUUUGUUAUGUCCGUAUAAUUAGAAAACUGAUUCAGACAUCCAAUAGGAACGGCACAGGUCACGAAAGAAGAUCUAUCAACCUUGCUAUAUUUGUCCUUAUAGUGUUUGUCACCUGUUUUGCACCAAACAAUGUAAUCCUUCUAGUGCACACAAUUGUUCGGCUCUUCUAUCAAAACAGUUAUUACUAUGCUUACAAACUGACACUUACCUUGAGUUGUUUAAGCAGUUGUGUGGACCCUUUUCUUUAUUACUUUGCUUGUAAAGAAUUUCGGAAGAAAGCUUUAGAGUUGUUGAAUUGUAGAUCACGAAGCAUUGAAAAGUCUGGAACUAGGCGAGGCAGCUUGUUCUCCGCUCUGACUUUUUCCAGUGGACAGUGUGAGGCCUUAGAAAAUGGGAACAUCCACAGAUUUGACAAUAACCAGCAGGCUAGCGAUAUGUAGACAUUAUUGUAUUCUUAUUGUAUGAGGGUUGGAGGAAUGUAACAUUAUUUUUAUACACAUCUAAACGACCUCAUAUACAUUAUAGUAUUUUCAGCUAAACUCACCAUUUUCAGCAGUGUUGGCCAACAAUCUAAUGUGUAUGUAUCUCUCUAAUCUUUUCUGAUAGAUGAUGUCGGGGAGAGAAGGAUUGGGUGCUUUGAAUGUCAGCACCUGAUUUUUUGUUCUCCAGGGGAUAAGCCACCAACAUAGGUUGUUUUUGUUUCUUCUUUCUCUUCUUAGGUUAUUCUCUUCUUUCUCUAUUGAAAUCACAAGCAAAAGCUUAACUG
Messenger RNA from Bufo bufo (common toad), 1830 nucleotides. It is a transcript of the gene P2RY8, whose product is annotated as P2Y receptor family member 8. Gene Ontology annotation, biological process: positive regulation of Rho protein signal transduction; phospholipase C-activating G protein-coupled receptor signaling pathway. The transcript is spliced from 4 exons. Gene Ontology annotation, molecular function: G protein-coupled receptor activity. Lineage: Eukaryota; Metazoa; Chordata; Amphibia; Anura; Bufonidae. Bases 425 to 1504 code for a protein of 359 amino acids. The record is from RefSeq and is a predicted model, not a curated record. Gene Ontology annotation, cellular component: membrane.